Messenger RNA from Penicillium paradoxum, 516 nucleotides. Its product is annotated as S24/S26 family peptidase. The record is from RefSeq and is a predicted model, not a curated record. Gene Ontology annotation, cellular component: membrane; signal peptidase complex. Gene Ontology annotation, molecular function: peptidase activity. Lineage: Eukaryota; Fungi; Ascomycota; Eurotiomycetes; Eurotiales; Aspergillaceae. Bases 1 to 516 code for a protein of 171 amino acids. The transcript is spliced from 2 exons.
AUGCAUCGAAAUUCAGCCAUGCGGUCUGCUUUGAACGGGGUACUUGCCGCGGCGCAGGUCGUCGCUACGUGUUUCAUGGCUUGGAAGGCUCUGACAAUUUGGACCGGUACGCCAUACCCGGUGAUGAUCGUGACUACCGAGUCUAUGGUUCCUGCAUUUGCGCCGGGGGACAUCUUGUUCAUUUCCAAUCAUCAUCGAAAUGUCGCGAUAGGCGACCUGCCUGUAUGCUGGCUCCCUGAUCGCGCGUUUCCAAUGGUACAUAGGGUGGUUCGGGUCGUGUAUGAAGAACAAAGCAACCCGGAUUUGACCCAACUCAUAUUGACAAAGGGAGACAAUAACCUCAUUGACGAUACAUUGAUGUAUCCUGAAGGCCAAGAUUACUUGUCUCGCAGCCAGAUUCUCGGAUUUGUCAGAGGUUACAUACCCUUCAUAGGAUGGUUUGUGAUCGUGCUACAAGACUUUACACACCCUCGCGAGGCCGCUACUAUGUUGUGUCGGGGUAUUGGCUUGAUAUAA